Messenger RNA from Leptopilina heterotoma, 836 nucleotides. RefSeq lists its product as uncharacterized. The coding region runs from base 13 to 681 and encodes 222 amino acids. Lineage: Eukaryota; Metazoa; Arthropoda; Insecta; Hymenoptera; Figitidae. The record is from RefSeq and is a predicted model, not a curated record. The transcript has a single exon.
CAGAGUGAUAGCAUGGAUGAAGCGCAGUUUGAAAAAAAGGAAGACAAAGAGAAACUUCUCUCUCUCUCUCCCAAAGCAGCAAAGGUUAAUUUUUCAGCACCGACUCUGAAUGAGGAAAUAAGCGCCGACCUUCAUCCGAAAGUUCUGUCACGAGAUGAAUACUUCAAGGAGUAUCAAAAUUUCACUGGAGCAGCCCUGUCAGCCGCCACGAUUCUACUCAGUGACAUCUUGAACGAUGGAGAGGUUCCUCUGGUAAGAGAGGACAUCCUCCAAAAUCUUUCGUGCAUAACAAAACUACUCUCAGACUUGUAUGCACAAUUAACUAUGGCGAGGAAAACAUUUAUAAUAGGACGUUAUGAAGAUAGAAUUCAAAAAGCCCUAAAAAAAGUCGAACCAACAGAACUACUUUUCGGCGAUAACCUUAAAGGUUUAAUUGACACCGCAAAAGCAAUAACGAAGGUUUCGAAAGAACUCAAGUCUAAACCACAAUUUUCUUCAAGAUCCAGCGGAAGUGCUUUAAACUGGAGGAGCUCCACCAUCAAGAAGGAAGUGGGAAGGGGGAGCUACCAGUCCAAUCAACCUCGAGCAUUCACUUCCAGACAACCGAACCAACCCUUCAAACAGAGACAACCCUCGAAAAAAUUCUACUCACAAACCCAACCACAGAGGAACAAGAACUAAGUCGGGUAAGUGCUAAAGCAACAAGGUUAAAAUAUUUUUUACAAAACUGGGCAGAAAUUACCCAAGACAAUUUUGUGCUAAAAGCCAUUCAAGGUUACAAAUUACCACAUGGUGAAAUUUUUCACGACUUCUGAGACAUGCUAUUUCACUGAAAA